Knipowitschia caucasica is the source of this 1914-nucleotide messenger RNA. Lineage: Eukaryota; Metazoa; Chordata; Actinopteri; Gobiiformes; Gobiidae. The record is from the annotation of a GenBank genome assembly.
AUGAGAGAGAGCCCGUGGAUGGGAUGUGCGGUGCUGGGCGGGCUCGCAGAGCAGAGGGCGGGGAUCCUCAACCAUAAAAGAUCCAGUGACUGUUACCUGAAGAGCGUGAGGCUGUGUGUGCAAGAAAACAUCAUAAGGCUUCUUAAUUUAUACGGUUUUGUGGAAAAUCUUGGUUUACUCAAGAUGCAUGGAAGAGUGAAAGUAAAAACUACAGCUCAGCAAGAAGAGGAAAAGAAGAAGGAGCGUGAGAAAAAACUAAAGAUCUAUGUGGCUGCACGUGAUGCCUGCUUUGCUAAGAGAAAAGAGGGCAUCAAGGAUGAAGAGGCGUUGGUGUUUACUCAACAGCUCCUGUCCUCAAAUCCUGACUUUGCCACCCUUUGGAAUCAGCGUAGAGAAAUCCUCAUGCACCUAGAGGCUGAAAAGGACACGGAUGAGAUGCAGAAGAUUUAUGAGACCGAGCUCCACUUCCUGGAGUCAUGUUUGAAGGUGAACCCAAAAUCUUAUGGCAGCUGGUUCCACAGAGGAUGGGUGUCGGCCCGCCUUCCUAAACCCAAUUGGGUGAGAGAGCUCAGCCUUUGUGACCGCUGCUUGAGUCUGGAUGACCGCAACUUUCAUUGCUGGGAUUACCGCCGGAUGGUAGUGAAGAUGUCUGGUGUCCCUGUGGAAAAGGAGCUGGAAUUUACAGGUCGUCUCAUUGGCUCCAACUUUUCCAAUUACUCGAGUUGGCACUACCGCAGCACCCUGCUGCCCCUGCUCCACCCAGAGUCCCCUGAUCCCAAACCAACACACGGAGACCCCCCAUCUGCGCAAGCCUCACAUCGUGUGUGUGAAGAGCAGCUUCUCAAAGAAUAUGAGCUUGUACAGAAUGCCUUUUUCACCGACCCCAAUGACCAAAGUGCGUGGUUCUACUAUCGCUGGCUCCUUGGCAGAGCCGACCGUGAGGAGAUGAUAAGCUGCGUUUAUGUCUCCCGCGAGGAAGAAAGUGUGGUGGUAGGAUUCUCCAGACCUGUCAAUGCACAAUCCAACGAUCUAUUUUUGGUGCUUGACGGAAGGCCUCUGAAAGUCGAUUGGACGAGUGUUCAUCCCAGUUUCAAGAACAGUCCAGUUUGGAUUUGCCGUCUCCCACCGGGAACAAUAAGCGACUUUUCAAAUGAGCACAAUCUGACAGUGCGCUGGAACGAGAACUCCUGUCAUAAAGACUGUGCUCUGUACACAGGUCGAGCAGAGAGCUGGUGUCGGGACUCUGCCACUGAUCAGGAGCUGUUCAGGAGUGAACUCUCUGUGGAGAAAACCUCUGUGCUCCAGUCUGAACUGCAGUCAUGUAACCAGCUACAAGAGCUGGAGCCACUCAAUAAAUGGUGUUUACUCACCAUAAUCCUCCUCAUGAGGGCGCUAGAUCCCCUGGGAUACGAGAAAGAGACACUUGCUCAUUUUGAAACGCUCAAAACCGUGGACCCUAUGCGUUCAGGCUACUACAGCGACCAUUGCAGCAAGUUCAUGAUAGAAAACACAAUUCUCAAAAUGGAAUACGCAGAGGUCAGAGUCUUCAGCAUUUCUGACAAGAACUUGACCACUCUUUGUCACUUGGAUCAGCUUCUAUUGGUCACCCAUAUCAAUCUUUCGUCCAAUCGGCUACAUAGUCUGCCUCUCCAGUUCGCCAUGCUGCAGUGCCUAGAGGUUUUGGAGGUCGACAAUAACGUGAUAGAAAAUCUCGAAGGACUGUAUCACCUUCCCAAACUUGAAGAGGUGCUUAUAAGAAAUAACAAAAUCUCUUCAGUAGCCGAUCUGCAGCCUCUGGCCUCGUGCCCCAAACUGAAGCGCCUCGAUCUACGUGGCAACCCUGUCUCUCAGCAAGACGGUGUUGAGGCGGAGCUGAAGGCCCUGUUGCCCUCUCUGACCGAGCUGCUGAUUUGA